CCUGGGUGUUUACAGAGGCGAACAUCAAUAGGCAAAUCCAAAGGACUAUCACAACAUCAUUAUUCCCAGACUGAGCAGUAGUAUGGCCAAGUAUACGGUUCUGGUAACUGGUGGGAACGGAUGUCUUGGACAACAUAUAGUGCGACUCCUCCAGGAAAAGGCAGACUUUGUCACCCAUAUCAAAGUCCUGGAUCUACGGAGAUUUUCCAACCAGCUGAAUUACAGAGGACGAAAGCCCGUGGAAGCAUUUGUCGGGGACGUCCUAGAUGAAGAGGUCAUAGAGAGCGCCACAAAUGGGGUGGACUGUGUGAUUCAUGUAGCCAGUGUGGUGGAUGCACGGAUGUUUCCGAACGAGGCCAACUUGUACAAGGUCAAUGUUACAGGCACAGAAAAACUUCUUCAAGUCUGCAUCAGGCAAAACGUCCGUGGCUUUGUGUACUGCAGUUCACAAAGCGUUGUCAUGGGUUACGAGGAUCUCAUCGACUCCGACGAGACGCUUGGUAUACCGAAGAAAUUCCUAUUCGGACCGUAUGGCGUUACCAAACACUUAGCUGAACAGGUCGUAGAGAGCCAGAACGGUGCCAGCCUACCCGAUGGUGGUAGAAUGCAGACCUUGUCACUCAGACCUGUGACCAUGUACGGGGAACUCGACUUCAACGUGGUACCACACAUUCUGCAAUUCGCUAACCAGCUUGGUGGAACUAUUAUUCCGUUUGCCCAUGGAACCACACAGGCGGCAUACGUUGGCAACGUGGCGUGGGGGUUUGUAUGUGCGGUCAAGGCCGUGAGGGAGAACUCAGACCUUGGCGGGGAAACGUUCUUCAUGUGUGAUGACACUCCUAUGACGAAUAUAUUUCAAUUUUUCGAUCCAUUUUUAAAAAGUUGUGGUUUCAAGUUGUUGCCCUUUACAUUGCCAUAUUGGUUAACCUAUUUGGCUGCGGUGCUUUUUAUUUGGAUAGCUUGGAUUGUCUCCCCUAUAUUCGAGAUCAACUCAAACUUUACACCAUCUUCUGUGAGAUUUAUCAACAUGAGAAUGAAUUCUGUAUAUUCAAAAGCUACUAAAAUGUUGAAGUACACACCAUUGUAUUCACACGAGGAAAGUCUCAGGCGGUCCAUACAGUACUACAGACAACCUACCAUAUGGUCAAAGCACGCCAAACAUCAGGGGUAACACUAACUCCAGUACCAAUCAAUCAAUCAUCUCGUUCAAAAUUGUGAUACAUUAAGACAAAAUCCACAUCACGGUUCUGAUUUGUACAGAACUAAGAAUUAUUCAGUACUGAGCAUUAUACAGUACUAAGUAUUAUUCAGUACUGAGCAUUGUACCGUACUGAGUAUUAUACAUUACUGAGUAUUAUACAGUACUGAACAUUAUACAGUACUGAACAUUAUUCAGUACUGAGUAUUAUACAGUACUGAGCAGUACAGUACUGGGUAUCAUACAAUAUUGAGUAUUAUACAGUAUUGAGUAUUAUACAGUAUUGAGUAUUAUACAGUAUUGAGUAUUAUACAGUAUUGAGUAUUAUACAGCACUGGGUAUUAUACAGUAUUGAGUAUUAUACAGUAUUGACUAUUAUACAGUAUUGAGUAUUAUACAGUACUGGGUAUUAUACAGUAUUGAGUAUUAUACAGUACAGGGUAUUAUACAGUAUUGGGUAUUAUACAGUAUUGAGUAUUAUACAGUAUUGAGUAUUAUACAGUACUGGGUAUUAUACAAUACUGGGUAUUAUACAGUAUUGAGUAUUAUACAGUAAUGAGUAUUAUACAGUACUGAGUACUAUUCACUACUGGGUAUUAUACAGUACUGGGUAUUAUACAGUAUUGAGUAUUAUACAGUACUGGGUAUUAUACAGUAUUGAGUAUUAUACAGUACUGGGUAUUAUACAGUAUUGAGUAUUAUACAGUACAGGGUAUUAUACAGUAUUGGGUAUUAUACAAUACUGGGUAUUAUACAGUAUUGAGUAUUAUACAGUGUUGAGUAUUAUACAGUACUGGGUAUUAUACAGUAUUGAGUAUACAGUACUGGGUAUUAUACAAUAUUGAGUAUUAUACAGUACUGGGUAUUAUACAGUAUUGAGUAUUAUACAGUAUUGACUAUUAUACAGUAUUGAGUAUUAUACAGUACUGGGUAUUAUACAGUAUUGAGUAUUAUACAGUACAGGGUAUUAUACAAUACUGGGUAUUAUACAGUAUUGAGUAUUAUACAGUAUUGAGUAUUAUACAGUACUGAGUAUUAUACAGUACUGGGUAUUAUACAGUAUUGAGUAUACAGUACUGGAUAUUAUACAGUAUUGAGUAUACAGUACUGGGUAUUAUACAGUACUGGGUAUUAUACAGUACUGGGUAUUAUACAGUAUUGAGUAUUAUACAGUAUUGAGUAUACAGUACUGAGUAUUAUACAGUAUUGAGUAUUAUACAGCACUGGGUAUUAUACAGUAUUGAGUAUACAGUACUGGGUAUUAUACAGUAUUGAGUAUACAGUACUGGAUAUUAUACAGUAUUGAGUAUACAGUACUGGGUAUUAUACAGUAUUGAGUAUUAUACAGUAUUGAGUAUUAUACAGUACUGGGUAUUAUACAGUACUGGGUAUUAUACAGUAUUGAGUAUUAUACAGUACUGGGUAUUAUACAGUACUGAGUAUUAUACAAUAUUGAGUAUUAUACAGUACUGGGUAUUAUACAGUACUGAGUAUUAUACAGUACUGAGUAUUAUACAAUACUGGGUAUUAUACAGUACUGGGUAUUAUACAGUACUGAGUAUUAUACAAUACUGGGUAUUAUACAGUACUGGGUAUUAUACAGUACUGGGUAUUAUUCAGUACCGAGUACAUGUAUUAUACAAUAGUCUAGAACUGUUAUAAAUGCAUAUGUAUGUAAUUUAGUGGCCUAAACAUGAAAUAACAAAACAAUGCCUAUAUCAGUAUAUGCACAUGUCGUACAUAGGUCUAUAUGCAACUAAGAAAGUGAAUAUAUAUUCUAUACUAUGUAAAGACGCAGACAAGAUCAGCCAAGCAUUGCCAUUAUAGUCUGGACUUAAACCAGACAAUUUCACGGCGGUGCGAAUUCAAUAGUGUUUGAUGGAUGAAUUUAAAAUGUAUGGCGAUCAAUACAUAUCUCAUGUGAUUACAUUUGGUUCUGAUAUGACAAAUCGGCAUUUAGACGUGAACUGUGACUUUAUUACUUAUCGCAAUGUAUCGUCAUCAAUGUUUUUUCCACUUUACUACCACUUUGCUACUUUAGGUCUGUUGAUAAUGUGACGUCAUCAGAAAGUACCAGUUUCAGCAAUGUGCGACAAUGUAUAUCUUAUAGAUCUGAAUACACAAAUAAGCAACAGAAGGAGGCACAUUGAAACAAGCAAACGUUGUGGUUCAUUGCACAAAAUUGAAUGUUAAUACGGUCUUUACUUAAUUCAAUUUCCAGUAAUAUCAAUGUUCUCUUUGAUUUGUUGAUAUUCUGUCAAUGUGUAGAUUCCUGGGUUAUAUUCCGUCAUUAAACUGCUUGAUUUGUUGAUAUUCUGUCAAUGUGUAGAUUCCUAGGUUAUAUUCCGUCAUUAAACUGCUUGAUUUGUUGAUAUUCUGUCAAUGUGUAGAUUCCUAGGUUAUAUUCCGUCAUUAAACUUUUUGAUUUGUUGAUAUUCUGUCAAUGUGUAGAUUCCUAGGUUAUAUUCCGUCAUUAAACUGUUUGAUUUGUUGAUAUUCUGUCAGUGUGUAGAUUGCUAGGUUACAUUCCGUCAUUAAACUGCUUGAUUUGUUGAUAUUCUGUCAAUGUGUAGAUUCCUAGGUUAUAUUCCGUCAUUAAACUGUUUUAUUUGUUGAUAUUCUGUCAGUGUGUAGAUUCCUAGGUUAUAUCCCGUCAUUAAACUGUUUGAUUUGUUGAUAUUCUGUCAAUGUGUAGAUUCCUAGGUUAUAUUCAGUCAUUAAACUGUUUGAUUUGUUGAUAUUCUGUCAGUGUGUAGAUUCCUAGGUUAUAUUCAGUCAUUAAACUGUUUGAUUUGUUGAUAUUCUGUCAAUGUGUAGAUUCCUAGGUUAUAUUCAGUCAUUAAACUGUUUGAUUUGUUGAUAUUCUGUCAGUGUGUAGAUUCCUAGGUUAUAUUCCGUCAUUAAACUGUUUGAUUUGUUGAUAUUCUGUCAAUGUGUAGAUUCCUAGGUUAUAUUCCGUCAUUAAACUGUUUUAUUUGUUGAUAUUCUGUCAGUGUGUAGAUUCCUAGGUUAUAUCCCGUCAUUAAACUGUUUGAUUUGUUGAUAUUCUGUCAAUGUGUAGAUUCCUAGGUUAUAUUCAGUCAUUAAACUGUUUGAUUUGUUGAUAUUCUGACAGUGUGUAGAUUCCUAGGUUAUAUUCAGUCAUUAAACUGUUUGAUUUGUUGAUAUUCUGUCAAUGUGUAGAUUCCUAGGUUAUAUUCAGUCAUUAAACUGUUUGAUUUGUUGAUAUUCUGUCAGUGUGUAGAUUCCUAGGUUAUAUUCCGUCAUUAAACUGUUUGAUUUGUUGAUAUUCUGUCAAUGUGUAGAUUCCUAGGUUAUAUUCCGUCAUUAAACUGUUUGAUUUGUUGAUAUUCUGUCAAUGUGUAGAGUCCUAGGUUAUAUUCCGUCAUUAAACUGUUUGAUUUGUUGAUAUUCUGUCAGUGGGUAGAUUACUAGGUUAUAUUCCGUCAUUAAACUGCUUGAUUUGUUGAUAUUCUGUCAAUGUGUAGAUUCCUAGGUUAUAUCCCGUCAUUAAACUGUUUGAUUUGUUGAUAUUCUGUCAAUGUGUAGAUUCCUAGGUUAUAUUCAGUCAUUAAACUUUUUGAUUUGUUGAUAUUCUGUCAGUGUGUAGAUUCCUAGGUUAUAUUCCGUCAUUAAACUGUUUGAUUUGUUGAUAUUCUGUCAAUGUGUAGAUCCCUAGGUUAUAUUCCGUCAUUAAACUUUUUGAUUUGUUGAUAUUCUGUCAAUGUGUAGAUUCCUAGGUUAUAUUCAGUCAUUAAACUGUUUGAUUUGUUGAUAUUCUGUCAAUGUGUAGAUUCCUAGGUUAUAUUCCGUCAUUAAACUGUUUGAUUUGUUGAUAUUCUGUCAGUGUGUAGAUUCCUAGGUUAUAUUCCUUCAUUAAACUGUUUGAUUUGUUGAUAUUCUGUCAAUGUGUAGAUUCCUAGGUAAUAUUCCGUCAUUAAACUGUUUGAUUUGUUGAUAUUCUGUCAAUGUGUAGAUUCCUAGGUUAUAUUCCUUCAUUAAACUGUUUGAUUUGUUGAUAUUAUGUCAAUGUGUAGAUUCCUAGGUUAUAUUCCGUCAAUAAACUGUUUGAUUUGUUGAUAUUCUGUCAAUGUGUAGAUUCCUAGAUUAUAUUCCGUCAUUAAACUGUUUGAUUUGUUGAUAUUCUGUCAAUGUGUAGAUUCCUAGGUUAUAUUCCGUCAUUAAACUGUUUGAUUUGUUGAUAUUCUGUCAAUGUGUAGAUUCCUAGGUUAUAUUCCGUCAUUAAACUGUUUGAUUUGUUGAUAUUCUGUCAAUGUGUAGAUUCCUAGAUUAUAUUCAGUCAUUAAACUGUUUGAUUUGUUGAUAUUCUGUCAGUGUGUAGAUUCCUAGGUUAUAUUCCGUUAUUAAACUGUUUGAAAUAAAAUAAUGAUGAUAAUAAAAUCUGCAGAGCAAAAACAAACCAAACGCCGAAAUUUUACAUAUUGUAGUCAUACGUUCAGUCAAACAACAUUGUCGAUCUCCUCGAAUUUGUUAAUCUGAUAAAGUUGAACGCGCGUUAGAAGAAUUUUGAAUUAAACUAGUUUUGAAGUAACAGUAAAACGUGUUUAACGCUUUGAAUUUUUAUCGUUUUUGACAUGAACGGCUUUUCACAUUAGAGAGUAAUGAGUACAUUACUGGAUAUUGUGUACAUUAUUAGAAUAUUAUAUUUAUUUAUUACAAGCAUUCCCAUAUACAUUACUGGAUAUUGUGUACAUCAUUAUAAUAUUAUCUUUAUUUAUGACAAGCAUUCCCAUAUACAGUACUGGGUAUUGUGUACAUCAUUAGAAUAUUAUCUUUAUUUAUUACAAGCAUACCCAUAUACAGUACUGGGUAGUGUGUACAUCAUA
Pecten maximus is the source of this 6045-nucleotide messenger RNA. Its product is annotated as 3 beta-hydroxysteroid dehydrogenase/Delta 5-->4-isomerase-like. The record is from RefSeq and is a predicted model, not a curated record. The transcript is spliced from 5 exons. Gene Ontology annotation, molecular function: 3-beta-hydroxy-Delta5-steroid dehydrogenase (NAD+) activity. Gene Ontology annotation, biological process: steroid biosynthetic process. Bases 83 to 1171 code for a protein of 362 amino acids. Lineage: Eukaryota; Metazoa; Mollusca; Bivalvia; Pectinida; Pectinidae.